Messenger RNA from Cyprinus carpio (common carp), 2327 nucleotides. RefSeq names its product calponin-2-like. Lineage: Eukaryota; Metazoa; Chordata; Actinopteri; Cypriniformes; Cyprinidae. Gene Ontology annotation, molecular function: actin binding. The record is from RefSeq and is a predicted model, not a curated record. Gene Ontology annotation, biological process: actomyosin structure organization.
GGUGGCGAGGUAACCGAAGGGAAGUUCUCGAUCUACUUAUGCUAAAAAAGUAAAACAGACAAAACUAUCAAACUUUAUCCGAAGCAUUUCUUUCGGUUCCCGACAAUCUGUUUUGCAACUUUGGCUGCUCUUGUAGCUGACACAAUGUCUUCGCAGUUCAACAGAGGUCCAGCAUACGGGUUUUCAGCGGAAGUGAAAAGCAAGAUUGCACAGAAAUAUGACACCCAGAAGGAGGAAGAGUUACGAAUUUGGAUCGAGGACGUUACUGGGCGCUCAAUUGGAGAUGACUUUCAGAAAGGGUUAAAAAACGGUGUCAUUCUCUGCGAGCUCAUAAACAAACUUCGGCCAGGGUCUGUGAAAAAGAUCAACCAAUCAUCGCAAAACUGGCAUCAGCUGGAGAACCUGACCAACUUCAUUAAAGCGACCACAACAUACGGGCUCAAGCCUCACGAUAUUUUUGAAGCCAAUGAUCUGUUUGAGAAUGGAAACAUGACACAGGUUCAGACCACCCUCCUGGCUCUUGCUGGCAUGGCUAAAACCAAGGGCAUCCACUCAAGUGUAGACAUUGGAGUGAAGUAUGCAGAGAGACAGGAGAGGGCAUUUGAUGAGGAGAAAAUGAAAGCCGGACAAUGUGUCAUUGGAUUACAGAUGGGGACAAAUAAAUGUGCAAGUCAAGCUGGAAUGAAUGCCUAUGGUACCAGAAGACACCUGUAUGAUCCCAAAUCACACAUUCUACCACCAAUGGACCAUUCAACCAUCAGUCUGCAGAUGGGCACCAACAAGGGUGCUAGCCAAUCUGGUAUGACCGCUCCAGGAACCCGUCGUGCCAUCUACGACCAGAAAUUAGGCACUGACAAGUGUGACAACUCCACAAUGUCUCUACAAAUGGGCUACUCUCAAGGCGCCAACCAGAGCGGGCAGAAUUUUGGCCUUGGCCGUCAGAUCUAUGAUGCCAAAUACUGCCCCAAAGGUGCACCCAGCGCAAGCGGAGAAGCUGACACUGGCCUCAUGGAUUACCAAGACGAGGGCUACCAGGGUUAUCAGGAUGACGGUCAAGAUUACUGAAUCAACCAAUCGCAGGCAAUGAGUCUCAAUAAGAAGCUAACAAAAGACCCAAAGCAUUCCAUUACACCACAGUUAGCAUGCCAUCUGUCGGGAUAGUGGUUAAAGUUACCAAUAUGACAACAUAUCACUUAUGUUUUAAAUAUAAGAUGUUUUUUUUUUUUUUUUUUUAAUAAACAUUGUUUUAUUAAUUUAAAGCGAGAGCCCUACACAACAUAUCAGUUAAGUGUUAUGUGUAUUGAUACUACUUGUAUUUUAUAUGGUUCAAGUGACAAUCAUUUAAUUGCACAACCACUAUAAUAAUAUUUAGUAUUUGCUUAAUUGUUUAGUUUAAUGUAGUUUUUAUUAAAAAUUUUAAUUUUCGGUGAAAAUGUUGAUCUCUACUUUGAUGUUAAACAAGUAUGACGGGGGUUAAUGUAAAGUUAUUCACAUAAUCCCAAAUAUUUUAGUUUUUAGCUGUUGUGAAGGAAUUUGAUAUUAAGUAUGUAUGAGAGAGCGUUACAUGAGCCUGAUUCAUUAUUUGAACAUGCUCAGGGGUUUAAAAUCACCUUUUCUUGUCAGUUGAGCAUGUGAAGGUGAAUUUUUACUGUUACAGUUGAAAGAUGCAAAGUUGAAAUAGUGAGGGUUUAUAUAAGACAAACCUUUACUGCAGUUACAUGGUCCAUUGUUUUAAUUUAAGAGCUUUUUUUUUCCCCCAGUAAUAUUUUGUUUGUGUUUUUAGGCUGGGAAGUGAGAGCACAUUCUUGACAUGCACAAAAAGGAAGGGUUCAUUUCAGCCUCUUUUUUUUUUUAAAGUAAUUUCUGCUUUUGACAUUCUAAAUAUUAUACUUCCUCACUUGAUUAGAGGAGCUGAAUGUGGUUUAUGUUUUACAAUACACAUUACUGUCGCACAUGCAAUCUGUAAUGUGUUUUAAAGAGUUCAUCUUUGUAUUAGUGUUUCAUAUUCUCAUCAAAUAUUUUACAGUUCGCCUAGCCAGAACAACUGGAGCUUGUCUUGUUUUCUUUGGAUUAUAGUAUUGUGAAAGGAAAUUGAAGUAUAAUGUUGUGAGCCUUGAACAUUUUAAGAACUGGAUUCACUACUUUUUUUCCAGUGUUUGUUCUCAUUCCAAAAGACUCUUUUUUUUGGUCUGCUCAGAUUAAUCACUUAAAUUGAUAUAUCUGUGUAUGCUUUAUACUUGUGUUUUUUAAUUUUCUUAUUGAAUAAGAUGCUUUAGAUGGAUGUAUUAAAGAUUUGGUUCAUAAUAAAAGGUGAAGAACAACCGUUA